This is a messenger RNA of Pelagomonas calceolata, 530 nucleotides long. The record is from the annotation of a GenBank genome assembly. Lineage: Eukaryota; Pelagophyceae; Pelagomonadales; Pelagomonadaceae.
GCCCGAGUUGCCAUUGUGCGGCGCCUGGCGUAAGCGUAGCGUCUGGGAGAUUUGCGCCAUCGCUGCGAUCGCGGCAGCACAUUUCAUAGCUACGAUACGCUUGCUGCAAGCAGUCUGCUCUCACGUGUGCAUUGCUGCUCGAAUCACGGACAAUGGCCGGGCCAGCUAUCCCUACGUCUAUAGUCAAGGCCUUAGAAUCAGGGAAGGUCGAGGACAUCGAUGCCGCCCGCCAGUGGCUCGUGUCAAAGGAUCGUGGGACGAACGACUUGUCAUCUGUGUUGUGGGAUGCGGCGGUCCACACGGUCCAUUGUGACCGACGCGUCGCCGAGGCAAAACUCCGCUUCGUCGAGCUGGCGCUCACUCGCGGCGCGGACCCGAAUCGUAUGUUCACAAUCAGUAAUCUACAAACUGCGGGUCAAACUCAUGAAAUCAAUAUGGUAUGCACGAUCUCAGAACUCCCUGCUAACGCUCAUUAAACAUACUAGGUGCACCCGAGCGGAGCGACUGCAGUCGGCAGCCUCUAAAUCAAA